AUGAGGAGGGAGAACCAGAGCAGCGGGUCCCAGUUCCUCCUCCUGGGGCUCCCCAUCCCGCCAGGGCAGAAGGGCCUAUUCUUCAGCCUGUUCCUGGGCAUGUACCUGACCACGGUGCUGGGCAACCUGCUCAUCAUCCUGCUCAUCAGGCUGGACUCUCGCCUGCACACGCCCAUGUACUUCUUCCUCAGCCACUUGUCCUUCACUGAUGUCUGCUUUUCAUCUGUCACUGUCCCUAAGAUGCUCACAAACAUGCAAACCCAGCACCCAUCUAUCCCCUAUGAAGGCUGUAUUUCACAGACAUAUUUUUUCAUACUCUUUGCUGAUCUGGACAGUUUCUUGAUCACAUCAAUGGCUUAUGACAGGUAUGUGGCCAUCUGUCACCCUCUGCAGUACACCACCAUCAUGAGUCAGAAUGUUUGUGUCAUGCUGGUGGCUGGGUCCUGGGUCAUUGCUUCUGCUUGUGCUCUUUUGCAUACCCUCCUCCUAGCCCGUCUGUCCUUCUGUGCUGACCACACUGUCCCACACUUCUUCUGUGACCUUGCGGCCCUGCUCAAAUUGUCCUGCUCAGACACUUCCCUCAACCAACUGGUAAUCUUUACUGCAGGAUUAACAGCCAUUAUGCUUCCAUUCUUAUGCAUCUUGGUUUCUUAUGGCCAUAUUGGGGCCACCAUCCUCCGGGUUCCCUCUGCCAAGGGCAUCCGUAAAGCUCUGUCUACGUGUGGUUCUCAUCUCUCAGUAGUGACUCUGUAUUAUGGGGCAAUUAUUGGUCUAUAUUUUCUUCCUUCAUCCAACAACAGCAAUGACAAUAAUAUAAUCGCUUCAUUGAUGUACACAGUGGUGACUCCCAUGCUGAACCCCUUUAUUUAUAGCCUGAGAAAUAAAGACAUGAAAGGGGCACUGAGGAAAUUCUUGCAUAAGAAAACAUAUUACUCCAGCUGA
This is a messenger RNA of Myotis myotis, 942 nucleotides long. RefSeq names its product olfactory receptor 1J1-like. NCBI's taxonomy places the organism in Eukaryota, Metazoa, Chordata, Mammalia, Chiroptera, Vespertilionidae. Gene Ontology annotation, molecular function: G protein-coupled receptor activity; olfactory receptor activity. The record is from RefSeq and is a predicted model, not a curated record. The coding region runs from base 1 to 942 and encodes 313 amino acids. Gene Ontology annotation, cellular component: membrane. The transcript has a single exon. Gene Ontology annotation, biological process: G protein-coupled receptor signaling pathway.